Molecule: messenger RNA, 5796 nt
Organism: Gekko japonicus
Lineage: Eukaryota; Metazoa; Chordata; Lepidosauria; Squamata; Gekkonidae
Gene: CAMK2B
Product: calcium/calmodulin-dependent protein kinase II beta
Exons: 27
Coding region: 1-2442 (813 amino acids)
Biological process (GO): protein phosphorylation
Cellular component (GO): neuron projection; cytoplasm
Molecular function (GO): calmodulin binding; ATP binding; calcium/calmodulin-dependent protein kinase activity
Source: RefSeq, a predicted model, not a curated record
AUGGCCAGGCUGAUGCAGCUGCUGACUGAGUGUGGCUUGCCUCAGCUGAGUCUAGAUAAUAUGAAGUGCAAAUGUAUAUUGCAGUGUAAUUCUGCAGGUGGGGAUCCUCUAACAGUGAUCCCUCACUCCACUGAAAAGGAAGAAAAUGCAUAUAAAAAGGAGUCCCUAAAUGCAUAUAAGAACGUGAAGAACAGGAAACCAAUUUCUGCGUAUGAUCAUCAGAAGUUGGAGCGAGAAGCUCGAAUUUGCCGUCUCUUGAAGCAUUCCAACAUUGUUCGCCUCCAUGAUAGCAUAUCUGAGGAAGGCUUCCACUACCUCGUCUUUGAUCUGGUCACGGGUGGGGAGCUCUUUGAAGAUAUCGUCGCCAGGGAAUACUACAGUGAAGCCGAUGCAAGUCAUUGCAUCCAGCAGAUCCUGGAGGCUGUUCUCCAUUGCCACCAAAUGGGGGUCGUCCACAGAGACCUCAAGCCGGAGAACCUGCUUCUAGCCAGCAAAUGCAAAGGAGCAGCAGUGAAAUUGGCAGAUUUUGGCUUGGCGAUUGAAGUGCAAGGAGACCAGCAGGCCUGGUUCGGCUUUGCAGGCACUCCUGGCUACCUCUCUCCAGAAGUCCUACGCAAAGAAGCCUAUGGCAAACCUGUGGAUAUCUGGGCAUGUGGUGUUAUUCUUUACAUCUUACUGGUUGGGUAUCCUCCGUUCUGGGAUGAAGAUCAGCACAAGCUGUACCAACAGAUCAAGGCUGGUGCCUAUGACUUUCCUUCUCCGGAGUGGGACACAGUCACCCCUGAAGCAAAAAACCUCAUAAACCAGAUGUUAACUAUCAACCCCGCAAAGAGAAUCACAGCUCAUGAAGCUUUAAAACACCCAUGGGUCUGUCAACGUUCAACAGUGGCCUCCAUGAUGCACAGACAGGAGACUGUAGAGUGUCUGAAAAAAUUCAAUGCCAGAAGGAAGCUCAAGGGUGCAAUUCUUACCACUAUGUUGGCAACAAGAAACUUUUCAGUGGGCAGACAGACCACCGCUCCCGCCACAAUGUCUGCAGCAGCCUCCGGUGCCACCAUGGGGUUGGUGGAGCAAGCAGCUAAGAGUUUACUGAACAAGAAAGCUGACGGAGUGAAGGCUCAAACAAACAGCACCAAAGGCAGCGCCGGGGUCACCAGCCCGAAAGGGACUCUUCCUCCAGCCGCACUGGAACCUCAAACCACCGUUAUCCAUAACCCAGUGGACGGCAUUAAGGAAUCCUCCGACAGCACAAACACCACCAUAGAGGAUGAGGACACGAAAGUGAAGACCACUGAUAACGAGCUUGUAAAAAGCCAGUUGAAUCCAGGAAAUGCCCCUGAAAUUCCUCCCAGUCUGCAAACUUCACCAGUGCCAUCUGCUGCUGCUGCUGCUUCCACGAAACUGUGUGAUGUAUUAGGCAUGGUGAAAAGGGGGUCUGGGCUUCCAGAAGCUGAAGACUCAAAGCCUCCGGCCACUCCACCCUGUGUAUCUCCAGCUAUUGCAAAUCCUCUGCCUCCCCAAUCUGCCAGGCUGUCUGACGUACUAGGCAUGGUGAAAAAGGGUUCUGGACCCCCUGAAGCCGAAGAACCAAAGCCUGCCAUCGGUUUGCCCUUCCCCCCUCCUGCUGUUACAAAUCCUCUUCCUCUCCCGUCUGCCAAGCUGUCUGAUGUAUUAGGCAUGGUGAAAAGGGGCUCUGGGCCCCCAGAUGCAGAAGCACCAAAGCCCUCUGUCCCCCUGCCCUGCCCAUCCUCAAGUGGUGCAAAUCCUCUUCCUUUCCAGUCUGCCAAGUUGUCGGAUGUGCUGGGCCUGGUGAAGAAGGGUUCUGGGCCCCCAGAAGGAGGAGAGUCAAAGCCUGCCAUCGCUUUGCCCUCCCCACCUCCAGUUGUCGCAAACCCUGUUCCUUCCCAGUCUGCCAAGUUGUCCGAUGUCCUAGGGAUGGUGAGGCGGGGCUCCGGAGCCCCAGAAGCCGAGGGGCCACAGCCUGCUGUCAGCCAGCUUUUCCCUCUUCCACUCAUCCCAAACCCUCUUCCUUCUGAUCCCCGCAAGCAGGAAAUCAUCAAGAUAACCGAGCAGCUGAUCGAGGCUGUGAACAAUGGAGACUUUGAGGCCUAUGCAAAAAUCUGUGAUCCAGGCCUCACUUCAUUUGAACCGGAAGCCUUGGGCAACCUUGUGGAAGGAAUGGACUUCCACAGAUUUUACUUUGAAAAUUUGUUAUCUAAGAACAACAAGCCCAUUCACACAACCAUCCUGAACCCUCACGUGCACGUCAUUGGUGAAGACGCCGCAUGCAUCGCCUACAUCCGCCUGACGCAGUACAUUGAUGGGCAGGGCCGCCCUCGCACUUGCCAGUCUGAGGAGACCCGCGUCUGGCACCGCCGUGAUGGCAAGUGGCAGAAUGUCCACUUCCACUGCUCGGGAGCACCAGUGGCACCACUCCAGUGAAGAACUUAUGCCGGCUGUUCUGGUUUCAUCUCGAAGGAGACGGUGAUUUGAGCUGAGCCGCUAGCCGGGAGCAGCGGUGACAAGCACGUGCCCGCAUGCUCGUGUCCCCUUCCCCAUCCCCCCGUCUUUCAUUUUCAGUGCCUGUGUUUGCAAAAAAAAAAAAGGAAAAAACCACACCCCGAAAACAAAAAAAAACAAAAAAGGGAAAAAAAACUAAGAAAAAAAAAACCCAACCAGACAUGAUUCCAAAAUGAUAAUAAUGAUCAUAUUAAUGCAAUUUUUAAAAAUCAGCAAACCCAGCCAAACCAAUCCAGCUGUCCCAACUCGCAGCGUGGCCACACUGCACCUCCCGUCCUCGACUCCAUUUCUUUGUGUUCGUCCGUCCGGCUGUUCAGGUGACCAGGUGUUGCAAUGAAAAAAAAAAUGUCUCAACUUCAAACAAACAAACAAAAAGGCUCCACCUCCCUGUGUCGAACCCAGUGUUGAACGGUGUUAGUUUGUUAGGUGAAAAAAAAAAUCUAAAAACCCACAAAAAAACUUUUAUAGUAUUCGCAUUCUCUGCCAAAGCAUGGGCCUUCUCCAGUGGUCGUGUUCGCGCUUGGAAGUCUGUGACCUGUGUUACCGUUUGUUUUUUGCGGAGGAUGCUACUCCCGAGCUCUCGGGCUGCCCAUUUAUUUUCUCCUCUAGCUGUGGUUGUGGAUUAUUAUUGAUGAUGAUUAUAAUUAUUCAGACUUACUUUUUAAUUUAUUUUGUUCCUCUUUUGGAUAUGAGGUGACCCCCCCCUUCUGGGGCCUUUGGGUUUCUGGGGCCCCUCCCGUGUUCACCCACUGCUGGGGAUUGCCUGGGGGCUAUUGGUCAUGGCCAGUGGGAUGGGUUCUUACAUGAAAGGGUAAUUAUAGCCUUAGAGAUACAAAUCAGUCUCACUGCAGGAAUUUUGAAUGUCUGAAUUCUCCGCUCAUAAUUUCCAAGCUUUCCCGACCUUGACCUCUCAUCAAGGGCUACCAACAGUGGCGUCAUUGUGCCUGGGCCCACGCCGAGGCUUUGUUACAGGAGGGGGGGGUGAGUCCCCUACUUAAGGAGGCUGGCUGGGACAGUAGUGAUAGUUGAGUUAGAAGAGCUAGGAAGGAAAAGGCUGGAACUGCAAACGUCUAGUCUUCUUCCAGCUCUUGGAAACUGACUCCCCAGGGAAAGGGAGCAACGAAUACCUCACCGUCAGGUAUUGUUCUGCUCCCUAAAAGCCUGGUCCAAUUUUCUUCUAGAUUUUCCUUUUGAGCAGAAAGUGUAGUGAUUUAAACGGGGGGGAUCGUCAAUGCUGCCUCAAGGAUCUGCUCCCACAUCUCAUCAGCCUGGAAAGAGGAAGGCUGAUCAGCUGAGCUUGUGCAUUCUCUCUCUUUUUCUCUCUCUCCCCCUCUUUCUGUCUGACGCCUGUAAACUCACUUGUGAAGAGAAGGAGUUGAUCGGCAAAGAAACCAGGGGGGAGGAUCUCUGUGGGGGAGAGAGGAAGCCAGCCCCUUCAGGUAGCUCUAGCUGCAGAAUCAGACUCUGCCGACAGCCUCAUGGGAUCUGUACUGUUGAAGGGGGACUGUCUCGUCAAAUGGACCAAGCCUUAGCAGAGAGAGCUGGAAGGGUUUCUAUUGAGCCACACACAGAGCCAGUGCGAACAGAUACCAGUGUACCAAAUGUUGUGGAGCUGAGCCAGCAAUCUCAGCCCCAUUUAUUUGCUCCCAAAGGAAGACAAGCUAUGAGCCAUUGUCCUCCGCUUCCUGUGCCUGCACGAUGAGCAGCUGACGUGUGCUGAGAGCGCCACACAGCGUGGAAAGCAUCUGGGCAACUGAGUAUUGAAAGAGGGGAUCCCCUUCCUCUUUGGUCUCCCUGACACUUUUCACCCACCUCUUCAUACCCAUUCACACAGGAGACCCCUCUGCUCAGCAUCUCACUGUCCAAUCACUGCUCUAGGUUGGUGAGUGGCUUUGGCUGGUCCCCUGGGCCUUAUCCGUGGCCACAAGGAAGACGAGUUGGGGGUGUCUGAAAUGCCUUGUCGCGUGGCUGGAGAAACGCCCGCUGCUUCCUCCUACCCCUGCUCAGUGUCUGCAAGCUCAGUUCUUUGAUAGAUGUGGAGUUAUUCAUCAAGCCACUGUUCACGUUAUUGAGUGCAUUCUUGUAGGGAAUAGCAGAGCUAAAUGAAUUGGGUGGUAGUUAAAGGAUUGCCUAAGAAUCCCGCCAAGUGGCGUGGUAUAGAGGGCCUGCAGAAAGUGGUAAAUAUCAGAAACAACCGAGGGAAGCCUUGUGGGCAGUUAAGAGCCCUGUUUUUAUUUAUUUAUUUAGAAUUAGGUAAGGGGAAGAGGAUCCUCAGCUACACUCUCACCCUUCUCAUCAGAUCAAGAGUCUGAAGGCUGGUGGACUGUUCAUGAGACUGGAGUGUCAUGCCUUCUCAGCACUAGUUUGUGGCAUGUCUCCUCUCAUCCUGCUAGUUAGGCAUCUUGCCUGUAUGUUCUAGAGCUAUGUCACUCCAAGGCUUUGACAGUGCAGUUCGGUCUGAACUUUGGAAUAGUUGGAUGGGCUGCCCUGGAAUAUUUGCCUGGAGAGCAUAAAGCUGCGAACAGGGUGCUUUUCUUCACUUAAGUUGCGGCAUGGUCAUUUGAGGGAGGGCUUCUCUGUAACCUCUUCUGAUGUCACUUAGCACCCAUGGCCUUGCUUUGUGUCUGUGCAAAAUGAGACAGUGACCAUCUUCCUCAAACUUCAGGGAGAACCGGUUCAUUAGCAUAUGCCCAGACUUUGCUUACCUGGUGGGGAAAUAGUUCUGUGUAACUACCACUUCAGCAAUGUUUGUGUUUAUGAACCCUGCCUAGUCCUCAGUUAGCCAUCAGUACUUUGCAGAAUGGGUAUGAGCUUCGGACAGGAAAAUAGAUAGAGGAGUGCAGCGGCCAUCCCAGAGGAACUCUCAGAAGUGUAAAUAGCUCUCCUGUCUCCCCUUGAAAGCUCAAAAAGAAUUUGGAACCAAGGAAGAGCCCUGGAAGUAGGCUUAUGAUUGUAAGUGGAAGAGUGACACCUUUGGAUUUAUGUUUCCACAUCUAAUGUGUUCGAUAGGACUUAUUUGAAAUGUCAAAGCAGCAGGAAAGCUAUAAUUGCUUUAGGGUCUUCAGAACUUUAGAACCCACUGAGAGGUGGCUUCAGCUCAUAAACAUUUGGAAGGCAUUCCUGCUUCUUAGUAGAAGGGGACUAAUUGGUGAAAUGUGAUUGCCAGCGCUUGGGGUGUUAAGUUUGGGUAGCCCAAAAUCAGAACAUUCAGAAGUGAAUUUUCCUGAGUCUGAUGCUUAAAUGAUGACUUUUAAGUUGGGUGAUGUCCCUGCAUUU